AGGUAACCAGGUACAUUCAGGUGAAUGCGUGCAGUACUCGAUUCUUUAGAGCAAAUUAUUUAAAGAUACGUUUUUUUACACGACUCAUAUGCACAAGAACUGAGAAGACGAGUUAUGACGGACUCGUUGAAGAAAUACGGCCUGCACAUCGACGAUUUGGCGAAAGUGCGACUCCUCGAGCCCGAGGUUGCUUCGCAGACUGACAAGCUUCGCGAGGAGUGCCAGAGCUUCGUAACGAAGAUCGGCGACUUUCACAAAGCUGCCGAGGAGUUUAUCAAAAUCAUGAGCAAUCUCGCGGACGAGGUCGAGCGUGAGAGGAUGCGAUCGAUCGGUAUCAAAAACUUGCUCUACACCGUCACAAAGGAGCACGAGGCUGAGAAGCAACAGCUCGAGGCUUUGGUCGUGGAAAAGUCUAUGGAACUGGAGAGAUUGCGCGUGCAGUACGAGUCAUUGAAGAAAAUCGAAAUGGAGCAGCUCGAGACCAUAGAGCACUUGACGUCGAAUUGAAUCACUUAUUCAAUACGUGUAAACAGUGAUGUGAUAAUUAUAAUAGGCAGUAAAAAAUUAAAGCUUGACCAGAUUGUUGAAUUUUCUCUUUCGUUCUUAUAUUUUCGAGUGAAUGUAGGUAUACAAUUGUUUUUCAAUGUAAUAGGCAGGCGUUCCUUGACAAGAACACAAAAAGUUCAAUAAGUAAUUCUUGAAGAAGGAAGGCACGUUUUUACAAUUAUAGAUAGUGUGUUCUUUUAUUUCCUGUAUACAUAGAAAAAUGCAAAUUUCAAGAAUGCUCGAUUCUUCCGUUACAACUUAUCACUACGCAUAUUUUACUUUCUACAGGACUUAUUUAGUUGUAGUUUUUUUUAAUCUAUAUAACUUAUUUGUGUCAAUUUUUUGGAUGAAUAAUCAUGACCGAGAAUGUGAUGAGAGUUUUGCUUUAAAUAUCAUUUCAUCUUAACAAAAUAACAUACCAAUGGUACCCAUAACUAUGUACUUAGCAGUUCAUUUUAAUAAACUUUUACGAGGUGCAA
Molecule: messenger RNA, 1025 nt
Organism: Trichogramma pretiosum
Lineage: Eukaryota; Metazoa; Arthropoda; Insecta; Hymenoptera; Trichogrammatidae
Gene: IFT20
Product: intraflagellar transport protein 20 homolog
Exons: 3
Coding region: 115-507 (130 amino acids)
Biological process (GO): centrosome localization; protein localization to cilium; intraciliary transport
Cellular component (GO): centrosome; cilium; intraciliary transport particle B
Source: RefSeq, a predicted model, not a curated record